UGACCUUGUAUCAAUUGGUUGUCAAUUUGUGCCAAAAUCCCGCGAUCUAACAGCUUAUCUGUCGGUUAACGGGUAAUAAGUAGCGCAGCAGCAACAUUUUCAGACGUUUUCUUUUCCUCCCCACCCCCAAUCCCUUGGUUUUGUUUCCGUCGGCGCAGCUUUUGAGAUUCCUAAUCACGGAACAUGGUCGAACUUCGGAAGCGCAAAGCACCAGCACAACCCCUUGUGACAGAGAGGAAGAGCAAAAAGAUACAGGCACCCGCAGCAUCUAAGAGAUCGGUGCAGAAAGACAAUGGGAAUUCUCAGACCUCUGAUGAUACCCCAAAAGUUGGCGACAAACUAAACCUGGAUCAAUUCGGUGGUGACGUCGAGACCAACGAUGGCCAGAAAACCACCCUAAAGGAUCUCGUCUAUGCCAGUAAGGCUGGUGUCGUGCUAUUCACGUACCCUCGAGCUUCAACCCCAGGCUGUACCAAGCAAGCCUGUUUGUUUCGUGACCACUAUAAUUCGCUUUCAGAAAGCGGUUUAGCCAUUUAUGGCCUUUCAACGGACUCGCCCAGAGCAAAUACCACGUUCAAGACCAAACAGGGGCUACCAUAUCCCCUCCUCUGCAACCCCUCGUCUUCAUUGAUAGCAGCCAUUGGACUCAAAAAGUUGCCAAAAGGCACAAUCAGAGGAGUCUUUGUUCUUGAUAAGCAGGGCAAGGUCUUGGUAUUACAGGCUGGGGGCCCUGAUGCCACAGUUGAUGCUGUACAAAAGCUGGUUGCAGAGUUGAAGGAACAGGGGCCAGAUGCUGCGACUGUGCGCGUGAACUCACCAGCCAAAGAUCAAGACAAAUAGUGAUCAAGUCACCGGCCAUCAACUUGGUAAAUGGGAUUGUUCACUUCGGGUCGCUGGCUUCUGCUUGACUAGCCACAGGUUGAUCAUCAGGUUUCGAUCGUCCCGAGUCUUGUCAAAUGGCCACAGUCUAUAUCUAGUUUCGGUACUAUGUGCAACUAAUCUGAUUAAUAUAUCUUGUAAACUUG
Aspergillus ibericus CBS 121593 is the source of this 1025-nucleotide messenger RNA. RefSeq names its product thioredoxin peroxidase DOT5. The record is from RefSeq and is a predicted model, not a curated record. The transcript has 2 exons. The coding region runs from base 184 to 840 and encodes 218 amino acids. Gene Ontology annotation, biological process: cell redox homeostasis; cellular response to oxidative stress. Gene Ontology annotation, cellular component: cytoplasm. Gene Ontology annotation, molecular function: thioredoxin peroxidase activity. NCBI's taxonomy places the organism in Eukaryota, Fungi, Ascomycota, Eurotiomycetes, Eurotiales, Aspergillaceae.